UUUUGUAUUUUUCUGCCGGGGAUGGGCCAGAUUGGGAAGGGCGGUACGAGGGUGAGACUUGGCGUUGGUGUUUUGGAACAUCAAAGAUGGACAGGGUUUUCGCGGAGGUCGCUUCUCAGAUAUCUCCACAACUACAGAUCGGGGAUCUUCCAAAAUCGAGAAGAUUGGUGCAUACGGCUAGGUCUCUUCACCUUACAAUUUGUAUGGCAAUUUGGCCCGGGGUUGUGGUGUGGUAGGGGAGAAUGGGGGAUAAUCCCACGCAGGAGUUCCGAACGACGUCUGGUUCACAUUUGGCUGGAUAACUCCACCACCACACGGGGUAUGCGGUCGGCAAUGGGGUCAAAAUGCUCGUAUGAUCGAGGGCUUUUCGAUGGAUCUAUCGGCGGGUUCUUAUUCGAAAAAUCGAGCGAGUUCGUGGUGGAGCGGUUUCUGAUAGAAGCUUCUAUGCUCAUUUUCCUGUCUUUCACACUUCUGUUUAACAGAUCUGUAAGAGAGAUAGUAAUCUGUGAAUAUGCAUAG
Blastomyces dermatitidis ER-3 is the source of this 519-nucleotide messenger RNA. RefSeq lists its product as uncharacterized. The record is from RefSeq and is a predicted model, not a curated record. NCBI's taxonomy places the organism in Eukaryota, Fungi, Ascomycota, Eurotiomycetes, Onygenales, Ajellomycetaceae. The coding region runs from base 22 to 519 and encodes 165 amino acids. The transcript has a single exon.